Pongo pygmaeus (Bornean orangutan) is the source of this 201-nucleotide messenger RNA. RefSeq names its product beta-defensin 134. The transcript has 2 exons. The coding region runs from base 1 to 201 and encodes 66 amino acids. NCBI's taxonomy places the organism in Eukaryota, Metazoa, Chordata, Mammalia, Primates, Hominidae. The record is from RefSeq and is a predicted model, not a curated record. Gene Ontology annotation, cellular component: extracellular region. Gene Ontology annotation, biological process: innate immune response.
AUGAAGCCUCUCCUCGUUAUGUUUGUCUUUCUUUUCCUUUGGGAUCCAGUGCUGGCAGGUAUAAAUUCAUUAUCAUCAGAAAUGCACAAGAAAUGCUAUAAAAAGGGCAUCUGCAGACUUGAAUGCUAUAAGAGUGAAAUGUUAGUUGCCUACUGUAUGUUUCAGCUGGAGUGCUGUGUCAAAGGAAAUCCUGCACCCUGA